Molecule: messenger RNA, 2667 nt
Organism: Aethina tumida (small hive beetle)
Lineage: Eukaryota; Metazoa; Arthropoda; Insecta; Coleoptera; Nitidulidae
Exons: 6
Coding region: 397-2544 (715 amino acids)
Source: RefSeq, a predicted model, not a curated record
GUAUGUUGGUAUCUAUACUUACUAAAUUUUUGUCAACAGUUAAUUCUAGUUUAUCAUAUAACUAUACUGUUUUUUUAUCAUACUGAGUUUCUAAAACGUUUUUUUUAAGGUUUAAUAUGUUACAAAUAAUUCCCUUAUUCAGUAACCACAGUAACUUGUCAUAUUGAGUCUUGACGUUGACAUAAAAUAUUUACAUACGUUGGGUUUGUUAAAAUGAAAUUUAGAGCAAGUACAUUUAUAAUUAUUUUUGGAUUUGGUGUCUUCUUAUUGCGUCGUUUGAAAUUAUACCUCGGUUAAACGCUAAACGCAAACAAAAUUCAUUUUAAAAAUUGUAUUAGUUGUCAUGACGCUUGGGUUAGUUGCGAAAGUACCAUAAAUAAUCAGAGUUUGGACAGUAUGGACGCUGAUUAUUCUAUGGAUUCAGAAUAUUACGGAAGCCAACAACAAUCACGUAGAUCUAGAGCAUUACGUAGACCUAGUUUAGAAAGACAAACAACGUUGUACGAUGACUCAAAUUAUUAUGGGCAACCCAACUAUUAUCCUGAACCUAAUGUCACUCAAGUGGGUUACAUGAUGACGGGAUCGCAAACAUUUAAUCAGAACCAAAGCUGUGACGAAUACUACGACACGCUUCCGUAUCCAUUCCAAGAGGAGCGAUAUGGUCAAGAUGAGGAGGAUCGCCAAUGGGAUUCCGGGGGGUACUAUAACACCGCACCACCAGUAUCCAACAAACCUAAGAAAUUACCAUCGAUACCAGUCAUACAGAACCAUAAUAAGCGACGGAACUCAGUCACCACCGUUGACGAAGGAUAUGCAAAUUAUGACGAUCAGUUUGGACGGCUUAUCCAGACACCGACGAGUCGGAGAAGAAUGCCCCAAAUACCAUCGAAACGGACUACAAGCAGACAGAGCUCGAUGAAUGAUCCGGAUAUGUUCGAUGGGUGUUACACCCCUGAGAAUUCGACGCAUAGGGGAGCCAGUUUGCCGCCCACCCCCACGAAAAUCUCGAAGGUAAUUCACCGAUUACCGAAUCAAAAUAAGCCAUUCAACAGUCUGCCCCCAACGCCAGGCCGGUUAUUGCCGAAACCCCACCUGAAUAAUCGAAGUGCCAAGUCGCUACGAAACAAUCCAAUCGUACGCACUACCUCGGCUGAGUAUACGGAUAACAUGACCGAUGGUUAUGACGUCUACGGGGUGCGCCAGGGUGCUAUGAGCGCACCUUAUAACGAAGACUACAACUAUGCAUAUCAGAGUAUAGAUAAUUUGCCGGCACAGCCGGAGGAAGUAGAUAUUACCCCCGUGUCUAGUAUGACCAGUGAUAAUAGAACUAGUAUCAAUGCGAAUGUGGUGAAUGGGACGGACCAGUACAACCAAGAUUAUUUCUAUAACACAGCUCAAUCUGAAGUGGAUUAUGAGGACAGAAAUUACUUCGAUGUUCCACAAACAAAAAACGGAACAGGAAAGAGGGACAGUAGUUUGUUGAUGCAACAGACAACUGACAGUCUCGAGUCGAAGGACGACGAGUAUAAGGAUUCGUACGAUACUGCAGUUUCCUCAGUUAACAGUUCUCUCCAUCAGUUGAAAUCUACUCCGUAUUCGGAAUACUCAACGGCGGCGGAGAUGGUAGUAACGAACACAACGCCAACAGUAGUACAACCGAUCGAGAGCCACCAGCAAGUGAAUUCCGUAACAACGUCGCAAUAUUACGGGGACCAGCAACAAAAUAAAGCAAUAGUGACGAAUUCUUUGCCGAGUGUGACCGUAGCGCAAGUACACAACAAUCAUACAAACUAUGUUAACAACAAAGCUUCCACCAAAGGAUACCUGAAAGCACAAGAAAGUAUUGAACAACCGAGACGAGGACUGAGCGCCACCGUAUCGGUGGACCAAACGUAUUAUGACAUUGAAGAAGAAAAUUACCCGGAACAAUACAAUCACUACGACGACCAUGCCGACCCGUAUCUGGAACCGCAGGAAUCGGUCGAGACCUACGUGGAGGAAGAAAGCGACGUGCCCAACGGCCUCGACUACACCAACAAAGCAAUAAACCAUGACCAAAACCACGACUCUCCCUCAUCUGUGAUACAUGUGGAGAACUACGAUGACACACAUAGUCUGAGGCGCGGUUCCUCCCAAAUAACCGUCGUCGAUCCGUACCAUCCGUCACUGCAACGGUCCCUCGUGCAGCCGGGAAGCCGCCGCGCAUCUGCAACCGAUCCAUUCCCGACGCGACGCACAUCCGGUGACGCUUUCCAAAGUUUCGACGAUCCGUACGCGAUUCCCCCGUCCCGGAAGCAAUCUCUGGUGGACGCGGUCGGUAACCAGAGACGCGCGUCCCUUAGGCACUCGCCGACGCCGCCGGAACACGAGGACAUCCCCGAAGAGGAGCGUGCCGAUAUUGUCGACGACGAUGUGCCCGAGAAGAAGAGCGUGUCCUUCGAAGAGGAGGAGGAGGCCAAACAGCAGAGGCCGCAGGUCACCGCGCAGCAGCGAUGGUUGUGGGCGUACAAUAAGAUCAUCAUGCAACUAAACGUAAGUGAAUAAAUCUUCCAUUUCCAUUUACACGGUAAGCCCAGAUAUAAUUUUGAGGUAUUAAUUUAAGCGAUGUAGAUAAAAUUAAUUUAAUACAGUUUAAUGAACUGUUUUCUUAUAAUUUUAAGUGUGGCU